Pelmatolapia mariae (spotted tilapia) is the source of this 4662-nucleotide messenger RNA. It is a transcript of the gene plcl1, whose product is annotated as phospholipase C like 1. Bases 1050 to 4541 code for a protein of 1163 amino acids. Gene Ontology annotation, biological process: lipid metabolic process; release of sequestered calcium ion into cytosol; phosphatidylinositol-mediated signaling. The transcript is spliced from 12 exons. Gene Ontology annotation, molecular function: phosphatidylinositol-4,5-bisphosphate phospholipase C activity. The record is from RefSeq and is a predicted model, not a curated record. NCBI's taxonomy places the organism in Eukaryota, Metazoa, Chordata, Actinopteri, Cichliformes, Cichlidae.
GCUGAGCUUAAUUAGAAUCAAAUAUAUGAUCCAUUUCAGCACAUCGGACAUGAUUUGCUAACUCUGUGCGGAUAAAAUGGUUUAAAUUUAGGCUCAGCUGGGAAAUACAAACAAUACAUUAUCCCACAUAAUGUCCUGUCAGCUCCUCCCCACCAAGUGUUAGGAGUCUCUCUCGGUCCCGUGAACUCGGUCGUCCACCUAUCGGAGGCUCUGAGUGGCUCGGAUCUCCCCAGCCGCCGCGCGCACUGGCUGCUCCGCGCGUCAUUCGUGCUUUUUGGCCGGCGUGUGGGAGGAGCUGGGUAGAAGCGGUGAAGGGAGGGGUUCGCGGGCGAGAGGCGGCGCGACUGUCAGUUGUGUUCCGCGUCCUCGUCAAAAGUGGGCUGUUGUUGGUCUGAGUGCAUCCAGCACAGCCGGAGCGGCUGUUUCAGUGAGAGCGACGCGCUGCGAGGAGGCUCAGGUUUGUUCCUCUCCGCACUUUGACGUCCUCGCGCUGUGGGAGGAAGGCAGGGGAGCUGCGCAGCCACGCAGGCUCUACUCUUAAGUGUCCUCCAACAUUUUCUCUCCAGCAGCAGAAAAAAAGAAAGGAAGAAAGGAAAGGCGCUCCCCGAAGCUUUACGCGCGCUCCCAUGUAGUCCCGCUGUUCGAGCAGCAGAGGAGGCGGACGGGAGACGGAGAGGACUUGUUGCGCGUCUUCGGGGGACGCAUCAGUUCAGCUUCAUCCAAGUGUGUCUGCGCGCGCAUGUGAUGCUCUGAUUGGAGCGGGCAUGGACUGUGGAGAUCAGCUCGGACUAACAGCCUGAAGUCAGCGCGGAUUUGUGCUCAGCGACUGAGAGAGUCUGCUCACAAUCAAGGAAACCGGGGUGCUUAGUUUCCUCCAGGCGGACAGAGCUGCUGCUGCUGUCGGUGCUCGGCUGAAGACAGGACUCGUUUCAUCUUUAAAUGGCAUCCAGGCUCAGCAGAGGCAAACUUUAUUCGGGUCAGAUCCGACGAGUUGAUUAAUUUUUCCUCUCAAAUUACUUUUAAAUCAACUCCUCCGUAUCCUCGUCGACAUGUCUGAGCGUGAUGGAUGUGGAGAUGGGCUGUGCAGCGACGAAGCGCCCGACUAUAUUCCACAGAGAGCGCCCCGCGGUCGGCGCAGCGGUGUCAUCCUCCCCGGCGGCGGCGGCGGCCAGGACACUGAUACCAUCCUGCUGGAGUCGGUGAAGGCGGCACCUCGCCGGAGCAGCAUCAUUAAGGACCCCUCAGUGCAAAAGGUGGGCGGAGGCAGGAAGAAGACGGUGUCCUUCAGUAGUAUGCCCUCUGAAAAGAAGGUCAGCAGUGCAGCCGACUGUUUGGCGUUCAUGCAGGGAGGGUGUGAACUGAAGAAGAUCCGGCCCAAUUCUAGGGUUUACUGUCGUUUUUACACACUGGAUCCAGACUUGAGCUGCUUACGCUGGGAGCCAUCCAAGAAAGAUGGAGACCGGGCUCGGCUUGACGUUUCCAGCAUUCGUGAGGUCCGCACUGGGAAGAGCACCGAGACCUUCCUCCACAAUGGCCCUCUCUCCGAACAUCUGGCUGAAGAAGCAGCCUUCUCUAUCAUACAUGGAGAUGACUACCAGUCUCUAGACUUGGUGGCAUUGUCAGCUGAUGUGGCCAACAUCUGGGUAACAGGUCUUCGUUACCUGCUGGCUCAUCCUUCCAUCGUAGGAGGGGCUGGGGGAGGUGUAGCAGGAGGAGGACCAGGUGAAGGAGGGGGGGUGGCUGUUGAAGGAAGCCUGGGAAGCAAGAUGAGGAGCGAGUGGCUGACAGCAGAGUUUGCCCAGGUCGAUGAAGAUGGUUACGGGAUCGUGUCAGAGGACGUAGCAGUCGCCAACAUCUGUAAACUGUGCCCUGGUAUCAAGGAGGCCAAGGUGCGUCUCCGUUUCAAGGAGAUCCAGCGCAGCAAGGAAAAGCUGACCUCCCACGUGACAUGUGAGGAAUUUGAGGAAGCCUUCUGCGAGCUUUGCACACGGCCAGAUGUCUACUUCCUAAUGGUGCAAUUGUCCAAAGACCGGGAGUGUCUGGACCCUCAGGACCUCCGACUCUUCUUGGAGACAGAGCAGGGUUUGUCUCUGGCUACCACUGAGGGCUGCUGGGAACUACUGAGGCGUUAUGAGCCCUCUGCCCAAGGCAAGGAGAGAGGGCUGCUGGGUCUGGAUGGAUUUGCCCGCUACCUGCAGUCUCCAGAAUGCCAGCUGCUUGACCCAGAACAACUAGGGGUUUGCCAGGAUAUGAACAUGCCUCUGUCCCACUACUACAUCAGCACCUCAUACCGCUCCUACCUGUUGGAUGACCAGGUCCAUGGAAGAGCAGAUCUUGGAGGACUGAUCAAGGCCUUGCAGUCUGGCUGCAGAUGCCUGGAGUUGGGAGUAACUGAUGGCCCAGAGGGGGAGCCUUUGCUCGGGGUCGACUGUGGGCCUGAUAUCCCACGACACCAUCAUCAUCACCACCAUCACCACCACCAUGCACCAGUCACUAUCCGCUCUGCUCUGGAGGUGGUCAAUAAAUACGCCUUCCUGACCUCUCAGUACCCUCUUUUGUUGUACCUGUGUCACCGUUGCUCCCCAGACCAGCAGCACACCAUGGCACAGCACUUGAGGAAGGUGUUCGGAUCACGUCUUUACACUCCAGAAGCCCUGCCGGUCAGCCUGGGAGGACGAGCUACAACCUUACCCUCGCCUGAACAACUUAAGGGACGCAUUGUUAUAGUGGGGAAGAAACUCCCUCCAGACCAUGAAGGCUGUGAUGGGGAAGUGUCUGAGGAAGAUGAGGAGAUAGGCGGAGGUGGACCUCUGGCAGGAAGAAGAAUGACAAUACCUGGUGAGGAGGAACUGGGUGUGGUCUUGGUGGUGCCUCCACCCUCUCAACCUAGGAAGCUCCGUCUCCACAAAGAGCUGUCAGACCUGGUGGCUAUUGCUCGAACUGGAAGUCGUAGCUUCUAUGCCCAGCGAGCCAGUCACAAGCAGGCUCAGCAGCAGACUCCCCCCAGUAGUCCAUCCUCUCCCAGCACACCGAUGGCUCCCGAGCUGCCUUACUGGACACUGUGCUCUUUAGGCGAAGGAGAAGCUGGACGGCUGACCAGUGAAAGCCCAGAGGACCUUGUUAUGUUUACCAAGCGCACCCUAACCAGAGUACGACCCAGCUCCGUGCGUCUGGACUCCAGCAACCCUAACCCACAAGGGUACUGGAAAGGAGGAGUCCAACUUGUGGCCUUGAAUCAACAGACCCCUGGCGCAAUGUUGGACCUUCACCGAGGCCGCUUCACACAGAACGGAGGCUGUGGUUAUGUUCUCCGACCUGCCGUGAUGCGGGAUGAAGUGUCGUAUUUCAGUGCCCACACGCAGGGCUGCGUGCCAGGUGUCCCACCUCAGACCCUUCGUAUUAAGAUUAUCAGUGCCCAUAACCUACCCAAGCCCCAGGGUUCAGGGGCUAAAGGAGAGGUUAUUGACCCAUAUGUGGUUCUGGAGCUGCAUGGAGUACCAGCUGACUGUGCUGAGCAGCGGACUCGCACUGCUGCUCAGAACCAGGAUGACCCACUGUUUGAUGAGACGUUCGAGUUUCAAGUAAAUAUGCCCGAGCUGGCCUUGCUGCGUUUUGUGGUAUUAGAUGAUGACUACAUCGGAGAUGAUUUCAUCGGCCAGUACAGCGUGGCCUUCGAGUGCCUUCAGCCUGGCUACCGUAAUGUGCCCCUGCUGGGCCUGGCUGGAGACCCCUUACCUCACACCAGCCUGUUUGUCCACGUGGCAAUCACCAACCGACGAGGAGGCGGGAAGGCCCAGCGGCGAGGUCUUUCGGUGCGGAGGGUGGGGAGACGGGGGAGAGAGUACGUCACACUGAGGCACACUGGUAUCAAGGUAGUGGAUGAGACUUUUAAGUCAGCCGGUGGCCCUCUCAAAGAAGCGACGGACCUGCGGGAGGAUGCUCAGAGCACCACAGCCAGUUUCAAAGAGCAGUGUGGGCUCCCCACUGUGGCCAAACUGAAGCAGUGCAUCCAGACCUUGGGCACGAGGCUACAGAGUCCUGAGGGCACUAUGGGGGCCACCAUGGUUCUGAAGGAUGGCUAUCCAUGUCUGGAGCCCCUGGUCGGCCUCUCGGAACCAACUCGCAAACUGCUCGCUGCUUAUGAAACGAUGAUUGCUGCCCAGAAACAGCUGAUCGAGAAUGCAGAUGCAGUACAGGAGAGGAUCGCUCAGGUGCAGAGGGAAGGAAUGGUGUUCCAUGAGGAUUUCUCUCGGCUUGGAGAGAAGGAAGGACUAAAGGGUCGCAAGCUUAACAAAGCCGUGGAAAGUUUCACCUGGAACAUUACUGUACUUAAGGGACAGAGCGAUCUGUUACGUGGGGCUAAGAUGGAUUCUCUGGAUGCCCUGAGGCAGCUGGCUCUGGCCUGUGAAGCCUGUGGACUCACCUCCUCCUCUUCUUCCUCCAAUUCCUCAUCCUCCAAUUUCUCCACAGCUGAGCUGCACUACUCCUCCCACCCCCUGUCCGGCCGCCGAAGCAGCACACACGGCAACGGACGCAUCUGAGACCCACCUGCCCACCCCCCCCAUCCCCCGGGUCCAACACACUGCCAAAGAUGAAAAGGAAUUGAAAAUAGUAAUUACAGAGGAUAGCAGACAGAAAAAGAAAAGAAAAGAAAAACCUGGA